UUGAACCCAUUACAUAAGCAGUUCGCGGUGCAAACAUUAGCCACAAGAUAAUCGCUGUAGAGAAGACAUUUCCAGGAAAAUAUUUUAUUUUUUUCUGAAUAGCAUGGCUCUACGGGCAGCAGACAGAUUAAAAGUUGUCCUGAACCACCUGGACCGUUCUGGUGUUAACGUACGCACAUCCUUUACAUCUGCACAAAACCUGUCACAUCACCGUCCUGAAGCACUUCAGUACACCUUUGAUACAGAUGUGCUGUCUCCAGAACAAAGACUUGCUUAUGAAGAAGACGGCUUCAUUUUGAUCAAAAACCUGGUUUCCGAAGAGGACAUCAAUAGAUUUAGGAAAGAGUUUGAGCGUAUUUGUAAAAGAGAUGUGAAGAUUCCUGGCUUGGUAGUAAUGAGAGACGUGUCCAUCGCUAAAUCUGAGUUUGUGCAGGGGGAGAAGGCUGUGACUAAACUUCAGGACUUCCAAGAAGACCUGGAGCUGUUCCGCUAUUGCACUCUGCCUCAGAUUCUAAAAUAUGUUGAGUGUUUCACGGGCCCCAACAUCAUGGCUAUGCACACCAUGCUCAUCAACAAACCUCCUGAUACAGGAAAGAAGACCUCUCGCCACCCCAUGCACCAGGACCUGCACUACUUCCCAUUCCGGCCAGCUGAUCGCAUCGUGUGUGCCUGGACAGCAAUGGAGAAAGUAACUCGCCAGAAUGGCUGCCUGGUGGUGCUACCUGGCACCCACAAGGGCACCCUGCAGGAGCACAACUACCCAGAAUGGGAGGGUGGAGUGAACAAGAUGUACCAUGGCAUUAGAAACUACAACCCCAACCAUCCCAGAGUGCAUUUGGAAAUGGAAAAAGGAGACACUGUGUUUUUUCAUCCUUUGCUUAUCCACGGCUCAGGAAUGAACCGAACACCGGGCUUUCGAAAGGCCAUCUCCUGUCACUAUGCCAGUGCUGAUUGUCACUACAUCGAUGUGGAAGGAACAACCCAGGAGAACAUCAGUAAGGAGGUGGAAGAGCUUGCUCGCAAAAGAGUUGGGAAUGAUGCCACUAUUUCCUUUCAGGACUCCUGGGCAGUUAGGGGACGCCUGGUCCAAGGAGACAGGACAUCUCUGUGAUCCUUAUUUCCCAUUCUAGUGUCUGUGCAUCACAGCAGAAACAUACACCUAGAAGAAUAACUGACAGUACUAAACAGUGUGUAAUAAUGUUGUCUAGAAGGCUAUGAUUUAAACAAUAAAGCUAUCUAAAUGCUAGAGUAAUAGUGUAGGAAAUAGGUACAAAGUAAAUAGGUACAAAGUACCAUGCAAGAUUGCACAUACUGUAUGUGUAUAGAGACAGUUAAAGUAUGUCUGAGAGCUUUUAAAGGUAAAGAGAAUUUUGUGUCUUCAUUAAUCAGACAGGGUGCAUGAACAGUACAUCAGAAUGCAGUCAGAUCUAAGCCAAAUGUAAUCUGUUUGCCAUAGACGAAAUGGUGUCUGUUUAAGUGCAUAGUCCACAUUUAAACCGAAAGCAUGGGUCUGUUGAGAAAUUCUGCUAAUUUUAUCUUCACAUAGUUCUGCUUUUAGUGAGCAAAUUAGAAAUUUUUACCAUAUAUUUUCUUUAUGAUUUUAAAAUAUUUUAAUUGCUUUGUAAUUAAUAUUUUCAUGUAACUGUACAAAAAUAAAGUAUAUAAUUAAAAUUU
Messenger RNA from Pangasianodon hypophthalmus (striped catfish), 1674 nucleotides. It is a transcript of the gene phyh, whose product is annotated as phytanoyl-CoA 2-hydroxylase. Gene Ontology annotation, molecular function: phytanoyl-CoA dioxygenase activity. The coding region runs from base 104 to 1111 and encodes 335 amino acids. The record is from RefSeq and is a predicted model, not a curated record. The transcript is spliced from 9 exons. NCBI's taxonomy places the organism in Eukaryota, Metazoa, Chordata, Actinopteri, Siluriformes, Pangasiidae. Gene Ontology annotation, biological process: fatty acid alpha-oxidation.